Molecule: messenger RNA, 3211 nt
Organism: Coccinella septempunctata (seven-spotted ladybird)
Lineage: Eukaryota; Metazoa; Arthropoda; Insecta; Coleoptera; Coccinellidae
Gene: Tmem63
Product: calcium permeable stress-gated cation channel 1
Exons: 2
Coding region: 180-2420 (746 amino acids)
Cellular component (GO): plasma membrane
Molecular function (GO): calcium-activated cation channel activity
Source: RefSeq, a predicted model, not a curated record
CCAUGACGUUUCUUUGUUAUUUGACUGAUUUGUCAUUACAUUAUACACUUUCAUAUUAGAUUGAAUUGAAUGAAUGAAUUGAUUACAAUGAACAUUGAAAACAGAGCUGUUGUAUCUUGAAUUAUUCUUUGAACUGAAUGUUGCUAUGAACGAAGUUCAUAUUACCGGCAGGAAAAACAAUGAUAUCUGAUUUUUCCAAAAUUUUCGCUACAUCUGGUGUAGGAUAUAUAAGUAACGAUACUUGCCUGACAACAGUAAGAAAUGCAACAGCUAUCAGUAAUAUUUACGAGGGCAUACCUGAAACUAUAUUGCUCAAUGUUAUCUGUUAUGUUGUCCUCAUAUUACUCUUUGCUAUUCUACGCAAUCGAGCCUGGGAUUAUGGUAGAUUGGCUUUGAUGCACAAUGAAAGGUGGACCCAAUUAUUUUACAAAAAUACGGAUGAUGCCAUUGCUAUAGAAGAAUCCAAUGCAGACGUUUCCCUCAUACCAGAUCAGGGAUGCUUAUGGUUUCCUUCAAUCUUCAAAUUGACAAGAGAAAGGAUAUACUCAAGAUGUGGACCUGAUGCUGCACAUUAUCUGUCGUUCCAAAAGCACCUCUUGAUACUUUCCUUCUGUGUGACUUGCUUCUCCCUAAUUGUCAUCCUUCCAAUACACUAUCAAGGAAAUUUACAGGGAGACGAUGUAACCAGUUUUGGUCAUACUACGAUUAGUAAUCUUCCUGCUACAUCUAAGUGGUUGUGGGUCCAUGUUGCAGCGUGUUUCACUCUACUACCAUUAUCCGUUUAUAUAAUGAGGAAAAGUUCAGGUAAAAGACCGAGCGCAACUGUUCUCUCUUCCCGUACUCUUAUGAUUACCCAUAUAUCAAGAAGCCAGAGAAAUGUUGAAGACUUGAAAAAUUAUUUUUCGGUGCGAUAUCCUGGAGUAGAAAUUAAAGAUAUACAGAUUGCUUAUCGGGUGAAAAAAUUGAUGAAAUAUGAAAUGGAACGUGAGACUGUGAGAGAAGCUAAAUCUUAUUGUGUUACAAACAAUAAGACCGACCUAAAAGUCCAGCCGUAUGGUUGCAUAAUAUGCUGUCCUUGGAAGACAGAAAAUGCUUUACAGUAUUAUUCAACUGAAGAAGAAAAAUUUAAUGAUUUUGUUAGGGCAGAAAGAAUCAGAAUUCUAGAAAGGCCUUUAGGAAUUGCAUUCAUCACCUUGAAAACUGAAGAAAUGGCUGAACAUAUGUUGAAUUCAUUCCAACCAGAUUCAAUACGUCAUUGGAUCAUUUCAAAAGCUCCUUCUCCCUCUGAUAUCAAUUGGGAAAAUCUCGAAAUCUCUUAUCGAAACUGGUAUUCCAAAGCAAUCCUCAUAAAUGCUAUUUUGUUCUUAGUUUUAUUCUUUCUAACUACGCCCUUGAUUUUAGUGAAUGUUAUUAAUAAUCUGACCUCCAUUCAAGAGAAUUUUAUCUAUAAACUGAGCCCAAUGUUAUCUGAAUUCCUCCCCACAUUACUGCUUCUAUCUUUCUCUGCAUUUUUACCAGUUCUUGUUGCCUAUUCGGAUCAAUGGAUGUCUCAUUGGACGAAGUCACAACAAAAUCAUGCAACAAUGCACAAAACAUUUUUCUUCCUUCUGUUCAUGGUACUUAUUCUUCCUUCCUUGGGUCUUACAAGUGCUCAAACCUUUGUUGAAUGGUCCAUCCAAACAAAUCAAUCUGUACAUUGGGAAUGCAUAUUUUUAGCGGAUAAGGGUGCCUUUUUUGUUAACUAUGUUAUCACAUCGGCAUUGAUUGGAACAGCACUUGAAUUAUUGAGAUUUCCUGAGUUAGCGAUGUAUACUUGGAGAUUGCUUCGUAUUAAAUCUGAAGCCGAGAAAAUUACUAUCCGUAAACAAAUUUUGUCGGAGUUUCCAUUUGGAAUACAUUAUGCUUGGACACUUCUUAUAUAUACUGUCAGUACUGUUUAUUCUUUAUCUUGUCCACUUAUCACGCCCUUUGGAUUGAUGUAUCUCACACUGAAGCAUUUUGUAGAUAAAUAUAACAUUUAUUAUGUUUAUCGACCUAUCACAAUGUGCGGAGAAGGCCAUGCGAUACAUAGUGAUGCUGUUAAAAUGGUAAGAGUUUCUGUUCUGCUAUUACAGCUUAUUAUGUCAGUUUUCUUCUACAUAAGAGGAGGAUCAGGUUGGAUGACUGUGCUGACUUUGAUCUCCUUACUGGUCACUGGGGGGUGUUUUAUAUUACUCAGCCCUUUUCCUACUUGUAAAAAUUCUCGUUCAAGUCGUACCAAUCUAUCGGAAACACAAGAACAGUAUAUUGCUCCUGUUCUUUUGAGUUCUCAGUCUGUAGGAAGUCCAAAUGAAGUAGUUUCUCCUUCACAGUCAUAUGGUUCCAACGUGAGCGAUAUAACUGUUCGUAUUGAUCUAGAUAAUUCUACUAGUACUGCUUAAGCAUGAGAAUCUUUUAAUUUUCUAAGGCUGUGACUAAUUUCUCUUCUUCAUUUACUCUUUCCCUAUAAGUGACGAAUAACUACUUGAUGUUAAGAUUUCCUUUCUGGUUUAUUAUGAAACAGUCAAAAUAUUAAUUCAUCGAAUGCUGCUUGGCGCUUAAAGUUUGUACCUUAGUUUCUUUUGCCUGAGUUAAGUAAUACUCAAAGUUGAAAUGCCUCAGGUCCGAGUUACAGAAAGAACUUUGGAUUUCGAUGAAUAGUAUUCAUUAUGGUGAAUGAAAAAAAUUUUAUUCCAUCAAUCUCAUGCUAUUAACUAAGUAAUCGAAAGUUUCUUGGCUGUCAAUGAUUUUGUGAGCAAUAUUCAUAACUUUUCUCAAAAGUACAGAGUAAUUCAAACAAAUUCUAAUUUUGGCAGUUAUGCUUUUGGUAGUUAAUUUAUUAGUCGAAUUAUCUGGUCAAGGCUAUAAAGGAGUACUUCUUUAGUUAUCGCCUUCUAUAGUUAUUUUAAUCAUUACCUAAAUUGGUAUAACUAAUCUCCGACUAAGGGACUUAUUUACCCUAUCCCAGUAUUCUGAUAAUUUUCAGGAACUCAAAUUAAAUAUUUAGAUGCAAGAAUGAAUAGGUAAACUUGUUAUAGUUAUGUAUAGUAAUUUAUUGAAUUUGAGAAUUUAUGAUAUGUUUUAGUUCAAUUUUCUGUUAGAUUAAUGUAUCAAUUUUAUUUGUGUAACUCAAGUGAUGUAAAAAUAUUUUCCUACAUGCUUUAUUUUUAAUAAACAUAAUUAUGAAAAAGCA